Molecule: messenger RNA, 7544 nt
Organism: Linum trigynum
Lineage: Eukaryota; Viridiplantae; Streptophyta; Magnoliopsida; Malpighiales; Linaceae
Source: the annotation of a GenBank genome assembly
AGAGUUGAGCUCGAGCCUAAAUUUUGAUAUUAGUGAUGAGUCAAUAUUCAAUAAAUGAGAUGACUCGUGUUCGGCUCGUCUCAGCUCGUUCAUAAACGAGCCGAGCUUGAGUUCGGCUCGUUUAUAAACGAGUCGAGCUCGAGUUCGGCUCGUUUAUAAAUGAACCAAACCUGAACAAGACAAAGUUGGGUUCGGCUCGGCUUAUUAACAAUCCUAAUCUCGACUGGUCAAGAGGUCUGCACACUUAUUACUCUCUCGAUAUAUGUGAUAUGUUUAAACUUUCAAGUCUCGGGAAUGGAGAUCGAGAAAGUGCUGAAUUAUUGCUACAUGAAGAUGAUCAUUACCAUUCGGCGGGAGGAGUAGCCGAACUACACAUUUCGAAUCCAAUUGAACCCGAACAGAUGAUGUCCAAAAUCCCAAGCUAACCGAAGCCUCUCUACUGCGCGUCUCAAUUCUGCCCUGGUUAUACAACAAACAACGAGGUUGGCUCGCUAGUCAACGCCAUGUAUAAUUUUUAAUAAAACCAACAAGAACUUGAUCCGAUUCUGAAUAUCGAAGUUAUCAAAAUUGAGAUACACCAAAUAAGAAAGUGACAUCUGCCAGAAGAUCUAUGCCUUCGUGCUCAUAGGUAACCCUAACUCAAGUUCGAUAUUAAGAAAUUGUUGUAAUUUUUAUUCAAAACCCUUGUCUUCUAUUAUCUCUAAUUCUCUAUUACUAGUUUUAUAAGCUCAAGAAGAAAAGAAGUGAAGAAAGUGGUAGGCCUAGCCGCGCUAUGGAUGUGUGGAUUAGAAUUGUUUAACACAGGAAAUUCGUAUUUGGGUUUUGUAAAGUGGAGACCGGGAGAGUGGGAUGUGGAGCGUAGUAGUAGAGGAUGAUGAAUUGGAAUUCCCAGUCCACCACCACCGGUCGCUAAAAGUUUCAACUCACCAAUCCCCAUUUCUAUUGUUUAAAACUUUGACUUGGCCAUGUUAAACAUCACAAUCUCCCCACUAUUCCCCAAACCUUUUCCCCAGAGAUAUGAGAGAAACCUUUCCUCAAUCUCUUAUCUAACCAUCCUUAUUCCUCACAAUUUGUCAUUGCACUGUGAUGUGAAAUUUCAUUAUUACACCUCUCUUCUUGAAAACUUAGUAGUACUCUCCUAUUAUUAGUUGGUAACAUCAGAAGCAAGGAGCAGGAUCUUGGAAUGAUUAGUUAUAAAUUCGAUUCGGUGACACCAGUUGAGACCGAUGCUUGAGUUUAUGUCUCAAUUGGAAACAAGUUCUUUGAUAGAUUUCACAUGAUAGUGUGAUGCACGGUUGGGUUUUACCUUUGUUCUUGCCGGUGUUUAUUCUCCGUGAUUUGGAACGAUUACUAGUCUGAUUGAAUCGGACUUUUGUUUUACAGUGAUGCUAAUCCAUUUGUCAAGUGUUUUCCAGGAGCCCAAUUAUCAAUUCAAAAGGAAAACCAUCUCCAUCCUCUUAAAUUGACAAUCUCGACCAUCCCUAAGUAAGAACUCUACUCACUAUCCAUAUCCAGGACAACCACCUUGACACCUUCAAGUGACAUGACCGAACCGUAGGGCAAUUCUCAUACAUGAAGAUGCACCCACGAAGUCUCUCAUGAGUCGUGACUAAAUCUCCAAACUUCACAAGAAAACGGGAGGUUAGAUAUCUAAUAUCUUCAACCUCCUUAAAACUCGUGAAUUUAACCAUCUUCUAAUGAAUCAAAUGAAUUCUUAAAAAUAUUUAAUUCCUUUCACCUUGAUUAAAGAAACUGAUUUUGUGUAUCUCGAUCUUGUAAAUGAUGCGACAAACGGCAUGUCAAAUGCAUAAAGAAAUAAUAUGUAAUUUCAAUAAGAAAAUUCUUUAGAAAUGUCUAGCCUUCCAAUAAGAAAAUCUUCACCACUUGUUGCUAGAAAUGACUGGUUGAUGAAGUGAAUGUGGAAUUUCCUUUUGACUCCAAUGAAGCAUAUGUAUGUCCACGGGGACAGGCAUUAAUCAAUCCAUAUCAUGGCUCGCACUUUAGUGGUCUAACCGGCAUUAAACCGUUUAAAAUUUGUUAGAGAACCGGUAUCUAAUAAACGUUAUCAGUAUAAUAGUGGACAUUUCUUAAUCAGAGCUCGUCUCUUUCCUUCGAAAUUGUGAAAUGAAAAUAAGGAUUCAGUUUGAGAGCCCGACGUUUUAGGUUUAUUUCAAUUUUCAAUUUUCUGCAAUUUUUCUAAUUAAAUUUAACUGUUGAAUGGCAAAAACCGGACGAGCGGCUAGAUCGACUCGAGUCAUUAAUCGCCUCAGCCGCUCGUCAACCGCUACAUAAAACGGAACGACUUUUAAACUGUUUCGAACCGAUUUUGUGACCGAGUGACGGUUUUACCGGUCAGGCCGAACAGCUUGGCUUUAAUAACACUGGUCCUGUGAUCCAUACAAUAAAAUUCUCCUUUGCACUUAAGUUUUUGUAUUAUAAGAUAAAAUAGAAUAAAAUAAUAAAAGAAAGAAAUAUGGUUGAAAUCUUGCUGUCUUGUCACUGUGGCCCAAGUCCCGGUGUCCCACAGUCCAAACCACAAACUACCACUAUCUCACCUUUUCUUUCCCUCUCCUCUCCUCUCUUCUGUCCUCUCUGUUAUUUUGCCACCCCACCAUGAAUCUCCCUUCUCUCUUUCUCCUCCAUUAAUCACCAUCCCUCAAAACUCAAUCACGGACUCAGUCUGCUGGUUUAAGGGCCGGCUCCCAGUUCCAAUACUCAUUACUGCUCUUAAUCUCACAAACCCAUGUCAGGAAAACCACGGUCUCUUCUUCUCCCACCCGCCAAUCUGAAAAGGCUCUGCAAAUUUGAGAGCUUUAACUUCAAAGACAAGCACUUUCCUGCCCCAUUUUCACCAAACCAAUUCUGGGUCCUUCUCUAAACACCCCCAUUUGCUUUUCUAUCGAUGUUUCCAGGUCUUCCACUAUUUCUUGCUUCGAGUAAUCUUGAAGCAAACACUGUUUCAUUUUGUAUUUGUGCAGAAAGACACACUUCUUUCUGCCUCUCUUUUGCCUACAGCAUUUGUAGCUGAUUAAUCUCCUCCCGCCAAUAGAGAUUUCGGAAUUUUGUGUGUGGCUGUUUGUGGGAUGGGGUUUGUUGUCACCAGUCGGUUGUUGUUGCAGCUGGUGAAGCUCUGUGCCAUCAGCUUGAUUUUCACCAUCCAAGGAUCUACAGGAGUCAGUAUAUCACCAACUCAGAGAAUCGAAAAUCAGUUGGUAGGGGCAGGUCAGAGUCCAGUCCAUCAGAUUAGGCCAUUCGAAAGCAACCCACCGAGCUCAGAGUCCCACGUAGAUGGGCCUACGACAUUCGACACCCCACCUGAAUCGAUUUCGGGGCAGGCACCAUCGUACCAGCCUAGUCCAAUUGGAUCACCACCACCUUAUAGAACUCCUCCUCCACCUUUAGUUGUUUCUGGAAAUGUGCCUUCUGAAUCUCCAACUGUUUCAUUUACACCUAUACCACAGACAAUAAUAGCUCCUUCUCCUGAAAAUUUUGAAGGAAAUGUAGCACCUUUGCCAUCAAAAGCUGAUGAAGGAAGUGUUUCUCUUGAACCUCCAUUACCAAGUAUCGCUCCGCCGCCCCAGGUUUCUGGAGGGAAUGCUGCACCUCUACCACCCAACUCUUCUGAAGGACACAUAGCACCUAUGCCGUCUAACUCUUCUGGAGGAAGUGUUUUAGUUAGACCCCCAACACAUAGUAUAGCUCCUCCUCCUCAAAUGUCUCAAGGACAAGUAGCACCUAUGCCAUCUAACUCUUCCGGAGGAAGUGUUUUAGGCAGACCCCCAGCACAUAGUAUAGCUCCUCCUCCUCAAAUAUCUCAAGGAGAAGUUGCACCUGUGCCGUCAAACUCCAAUGGAGGGAAUGUAACCUUAGCAUCUCCUCCAAAUAGUAUAGUUUCUCCUCCCCAGACUUCUCAAGGACAACCUGUACCUUCGCCACCGAGCAGUUCUGGAGGAGGUGUCUCUUUGGUGCCUCCACCACAUAAUAGUAUAGCUCCUCCACCUCGGAAUUUUGAAGGACAAGUAGCACCUACGCCAUCAAACAGUCCUGGAAGACGGGAGCCAGGUGAGAAGGCUCCUGCCCCUAUGCCAGUGGCAACACCUCCAGCUAAUUCACCGCCAAGUCUACCGUCCAUCCACCCAGGUGUGCCAGAACCUUCGACCGGGAGUGCUCCUCAGAAAAACACAACAUUUAAUGGUUCUCCUCUCCAAAAACCAGUUCCAGUUGCAUUACCUCCGAGGAUAUCGGGAAGGGAGAAACCAGUGCAACAUCCAAUCGCACCAGCAGUCAUUAUCCCCUCUGUCUCCCCAGUUCAGUCACCCUUGGGAGAUUUGCCACAUAAUUCGUCAAGAAAUCUUCCAGUUGCUCCUAUGAAAUCUCCUCCAAGAUUGGAAGAUCCUGAGGUCUCGUCUCCAUCAUCUACUCCUCCAAGGACUCAUUGGACAAAAGAUGGAACUCCAGUUACUGCACCCUCGGCUGAAAUACCAAAUCCCUUACCAGUGUUGCCACCUACAACUCAUGCACCCGCUAAAGCUUCUUUUCCUGCUGUGGCUCCUUCUGUUCACAAAGCUAGGCGGCAUUCGAAUAAAGCUCCUUCUCCAUCUUCUACCUCUUCUCAUAAACACAACAAUGCAAGAAAUGGAAGCAGCAUCGCUCCUCCCAAAUCAUCAUAUGUUAUACCUCCUCACUCAUCAGAAGAGCCAGCACUCCCUCCCUCAUCUCUUCCAACUAGCAGGCCCACACACUAUGCUUCUCCACCUCACCAUACAGGUACUAAACCAGUUAUAGGUGUUCCACUUGCCCCCUCACCAUCAAAGACAACAGCAUCCAACUGGACCACAAUACCGAUUCUUUCACCAAAAAUUUCUCCGAGAUCUUCAUCAAAGAAUCCUAUGCCCUUGUUUCCGCCAAUCCAUGCAUUGCCACCUCCGCCACCCAAUCAAGAUUGUUCAACGACUGUUUGCAUGGAACCUUAUGCAAACACUCCUCCCGGAUCUCCAUGUGGAUGUGUGUUGCCCAUGCAAGUCGGACUGCGACUUAGUGUUGCACUAUAUACAUUUUUUCCUUUGGUUUCUGAAUUUGCUAAAGAACUUGCUACUGGGGUUUUCAUGAAACAAAGUCAAGUCAGGAUUAUGGGAGCCAAUGCUGCUAGCCAGGAACCUGACAAGACCAUAGUCCUCAUUGACUUGGUUCCACUUGGACAAAAGUUUGACAACACAACUGCUUUCUUGACUUACCAAAGGUUUUGGCUGAAACAAGUGGCAAUACAAACUUCCUUAUUUGGUGACUACCAAGUCCUUUAUGUGCGCUAUCCAGGUUUACCGGAAUCUCCUCCUUCAGCAUCUUCUGGGAUUACUAUCAUUGAUGAUGGGCCAUACUCUGGCAAUGGAAACAACGCAAGAACGAUAAAGCCCCUAGGAGUUGAUGUAUCCAAAAGGCGCCAAAAGGAUGGACUUAAUGGUGCUGUCAUUGCUAUUAUUGCUCUGUCAGCUUCUAUUGUUGUCAUCUUGUGCUCGGCAGUUGCUUGGAUUUUUAUUUCUAGGAAGAGAGGCCAUCAUGGCAGAGAGCCAUCGCCAGCUCCGCCACCUUUGCCUGCUUCUGUUGCAAAACCCUCAGGGAUUUCUGUGUCGGCCCUUGGGAGUGGUCUCAGUUCUCAUUCACUGUCAUUUGGCUCUAGUAUUGCACCAUAUAUGGGAUCUGCCAAAACCUUCAGUGCAAGUGACAUAGAGAGAGCAACUCAUAACUUUGAUGAUUCAAGGACACUCGGGGAAGGUGGCUUCGGACGUGUCUAUAGUGGUGUUCUUGAUGAUGGGACCCAAGUAGCAGUCAAAGUCCUGAAAAGGGACGACCAGCAAAGUGGUCGAGAAUUCUUGGCAGAAGUCGAGAUGCUUAGCCGCCUUCACCACAGGAACCUUGUCAAGUUGAUUGGGAUAUGCACAGAAGAGCAUGCACGUUGUCUGGUCUAUGAGCUAGUGCCUAAUGGCAGUGUGGAAUCUCAUUUGCAUGGGGACGAUAAGGAAUCUGCACCUCUGGAUUGGGAUGUCCGGAUUAAGAUAGCACUUGGUGCAGCUCGAGGUCUGGCUUAUCUUCAUGAGGAUUCAAGUCCACGGGUCAUCCACAGGGAUUUCAAAUCCAGCAACAUCUUGUUGGAGAGUGAUUUCACACCAAAAGUCUCCGACUUUGGCUUGGCACGAUCUGCCCUGGAUGAGGAAACCAGCCAUAUAUCCACUCGUGUGAUGGGAACCUUCGGGUAUGUGGCCCCUGAGUAUGCAAUGACCGGUCAUCUUCUAGUGAAGAGCGAUGUAUACAGCUACGGUGUAGUCCUUCUUGAGCUUUUAAGCGGGAGAAAACCAGUGGAUAUGUCACAACCACCAGGUCAAGAGAACCUAGUAGCAUGGGCACGUCCGCUUCUGACAAGCCAAGAAGGGUUGGAAAUGAUAAUAGAUCCAUCUCUUCGCCACGAUGUCCCCUUCGACAGUGUGGCCAAAGUUGCAGCCAUUGCUUCAAUGUGUGUGCAGCCGGAAGUGUCCCAUCGCCCAUUCAUGGGCGAAGUUGUUCAAGCGUUGAAACUGGUGUGCAACGAGUGCGAUGAGGCGAAAGAAGUAGGAUCUAUAAGCUCCAGCCGUGAUUUGUCAAUGGAUGGUGGCGAGGCGAGGACCACCUCAGGGAAGCUGGUGCCAGAGAUGUUCCAUGACCGAAGAUUGGGGUUAGGGCCGAGCAACUACGACUCUGAUCCGGAUAUCGAGAGAGGGCUAACGCUGUCGGAUAUGUUCGGUACAUCAGGAAGAUUCGGGAGGCAGGCACCAACAUCCGCGUCGUUCAGGAGGUACUCGAGUUCCGGCCCAUUGAGUAGUGGGAAGGGAAGAGAGUGGUGGCAGAGAAUGAGAAGAUUGAGAGGGGAGAGUGUGAGUGAACAUGGGAUCAUGUUCAAACAAUGGGCAGGUUCAUAUUGAAAAGCUCUGGACUAGACAACCCUUGUUUAUGUGUGAAUAUUGAUUAAUAUGCACAGUUUCUAGGAGGAGGCUAGAGGAAUGAAUGGUGAAAUAAGUUCUGAAGAAAAUCUUUGACAAGGAGACUUGAAAAGAAGUGCAGAAUUGGAGCAUGGAGGGGGGUAUGACAGCAAGUGAGUUUUGACCCUGAGUAAAAACACAGUCAAAGAGGAGGGUAAUUUAACUUGAAUGUUUUUAUAAUUGUCCAGGUACCAAAUAGUAAUUUAACCCCUUUGAUUUGAUUUGAGGGGUGCACAUGUAAUGUAACAAUCCAUGUAAAACUGUGAAGUAGAGCAACUGCAAGUGUACAGAAUUUUGUUUCUCUUUGGGUUAUUUUAUUACAGUUAAGAUCACCUUCAUUCCAAUCAGCCUAGAGAGAGUACAUUAGAAAGUUUCAAAAUAAGGCUUCCUUUGUAACGUUCCGAUUCUAAACGUUGUAUCCUAAGUACCCAUGUAUUUUGUAGAUAUUGACGUUUAAAUAUAAGUGUUUGUUAUUUUAUUUGGAAUGUAGUUUUUUAUUUUAAUAUGAAGUGUAGGUAAUAACAACUACCGAAACUA